ACCAAAAUGGCGGAUGGAGCGGUAACAUAACUGCUUGUCUGACCUUUACCUUUUAUAUAGAAUGCAGGAAAACUGCAUCAGAAUGGACUAAAUCUGGCCCAGCAGACUUAGGACAUCACCAGGAUACACUGGUGUGUUUCACAACAGCAGAACUACAGCAGAAAAACUCAUGGAGAAGAAAGAACAGGAGCUGAGAGAAGCAGCCGAACGAGGUGAGGAGGACAGAGUUAAAAAGCUCCUGGCCGAGGGAGUCAAUGUCAAUGCUGGCCGUGGUACAGAGACUGCUCUCCACUCUGCAUCCUUGAAUGGCCACACAGGAACUGUGCAGGCUUUACUCACAGCUGGAGCGGAAAUCGACGCACGAACCUACGCGGAAUGGACUGCUCUCCACGAAGCAUCCUAUCGCGGCCACACAGGAACUGUACAGGCUUUACUCACAGCUGGAGCAACAGUCAAUGCACAAACCAACUCGAGAUCGAUUGCUCUCCACAAAGCAUCCAGUCGCGGCCACACAGGAACUGUACAGGCUUUACUCACAGCUGGAGCAACAGUCGAUACACGAAACUAUAUGAAUGAGACUCCCCUUCAUGAGGCAGCAGAGGGAGGACACCCCGAGUGUGUCAGAGUACUGCUGAGGGCUGGAGCCAACACUGUUAUUAGGAACAGGGAUAAUAAGACAGCAGAAGACCUUGCAGUACAAGAGGAUGUGCAGCAGGAGUUCCAGUUCUUUAAAGCUCUCCAACCUAAAGUGGUUGAUGACUUGCUCACUAUCAACCUCAGUGACAAAGAACUGACCUCCGUGCCAGCCGAGUUGUUUGACAACAGAGACGUCGAAUGUCUUGUCCUGUCUGACAACAAGCUGACGAGCAUACCUGAGGUGAUAGGGCAACUACAGAAGCUUCAAAAGCUUGAUCUUAAAAAUAACCUGCUGACACAACUGCCCCAGGCAAUCACCACUCUACCUAACCUACAGGACAUUGACUUGUCACACAACAAGUUGGAGACAUUGCCUGAUGGAUUCUCCAGGUUAAAACAACUUUAUGGUCUCAACAUCUGGUACAAUGUAUUCAAAGAGAUACCAGAGGAAGUCUGUUCACUUCUUCGACUUCAGAUCUUGAACUUGGCGUUCAACCCCCUCAAGUGUCUCCCUGACAAGAUAUCUCAGCUCACAGGGCUGACAAUGCUUCAUAUCAAUGAUUGUCAGUUUGAUGAGUUCCCCAGACAUCUGCAGCUGGAGGGUCUACAGGGGCUAUACAUGGGGAACUGGGCUGGGGAGGACAAACCUUCCCUUGUACCUGAAGACAUCGGCAGACUGAAGAACCUACAAGUCUUAGAUGUGCAGAGGAGUGGCCUGGAGUCAUUACCGGAUGGUGUUGGGGAACUGAUGCAGCUGAAGUACUUAAACAUCUCUGACAACAGAUUCACAUCAGUUCCUGAACAAAUCAUGAACCUGUCCAACAUCAGGGAGCUCCACUUGUCAGAUAACAGAAUUUCCCGCCUUCCCCUGACUCUGAGUCAAAUGGCCCAACUUAAGAACAUGUACAUUGAAGACAACCCCCUGACAUAUCCCCCUCCUGAUGUCUGUGAGAAAGGAACAGCUGCCAUCAUGGACUUCCUCAGAAUGGAGCUGAAGAAAAAGGAAGAUAAAGAACUGAGGAAGCUCUUCUCCCGUUUCUCACAAAAUGUGACCAAAGCACACGAGGUGGAGGAUCUGGCCGGAGCACUUGGGCUUUCCAUAGAGGAGACUUCAAAGACCCAAAUGCCAAGAUCCCAGGCCUUUAAAGUCUUAUUGAAGUGGAUGGAGACAGACAGUGAAGCGUCCAUGGACAAGCUUCAGCAGGAGCUGAGUGAAUUUGGCAUGGACCGUCUGGCACAGGAGGCAGGCCGAAUCAAGGCCCAACCAGUAAAGCGGCCGGCAGAUGCAUCAGGGGGGCCACCAGCCAAGCGACCGGCAGCCGGAGGGCCUUCUGGUGAGGGGCAUCAGGAGGAGCAGCAGACCAAGGAGAAGAUCAGACAGGCAGAACAGAAACUUGUACAGAUGCAGCAUCACAGUGAGAUACAGGAGGCCAUGGUCCACAGUCUCCGUGCAGAGGUAACCAGGUUUAGGGACAAGGAGGAGCAGGCACAGAAGGUCCUGCUGGACCACAAGCUGGAAAUACAACAACUACAGGAGGCUAACGUUGCCAUGGCAACAAGAGUAGACGACCUUCUUCAGGACAACGAGAAACUCAGAAGUCAGGUCGUGCUUCUUGGAGGCGAACAUGCUGAUGAACAGGCAACACAGGUGUUGGAACAGACCAUCCUGAUGUUCACAGAAAACGUCCUGCAGAAAUCCAGGCAGAGCAAACCAACCCUGGAGGAGAGUGAGCGGGCUACUGCAGCAGAAAGCCGUCUGCUGACGAAGCUGAGCUGCAGACUGGGUUCAGACUGGCGGCGGCUGGGAGCUGGCCUGGGGAUCCCACAGCCACGACUGGACAGCAUACAGGCACAGUACAACAACGCCAUCCAGCGGGCCUGCAGGGUACUGCAGGUCUGGAUUUGGGGAGGGCGCCACGGACUGCCUCACGACCUCAAGCAGCUGGAGACAGUCUUAAAGGACAUGGACAGGCCUGAUCUCUUAGACAUUGUUAAGACUGCCUUCAAGGACUACAUAGAGGAGAUGCCGGAAGUGGAGGUUGAACCUGAUGCUUCUGUAGAUGAGCAGGGAGUCACAACAUGGUCUGUACAACUGCCUGGCCGGGGGAAGUUCCUGUGCAAACACACUGACCUGGGGGUCGUUACCCCCUGCCCCGUCCAGCUGACCUACAGGACAGUGAACCUGUCUGAACACUGGCUGGAGAGCGAGGACUGGGAGCUGAUUGGUCCGCUCUUCCACAUCCAGUGUAACCAUGGUGAUGAUGUACCUGUGGAGCUCCUCCUGCCGCACAUCCUGGACCUGUCACAGGAGGACAGCAGUGCUCUAUCCCCGGAUGACGUCAGAGCUGCGCAUGUUGUGGCAGGAAACACGACACUUCAUCCUGCAGACAUCACCCCCACUCACUUCCUUACCAGGCAUCGGAACGGAUGCUUCUGGUCUCCCGUGAUGCAGAGAAUUCGAGCCCUCAUCUGGCCCAGGAGGGGCCUGCUCACUCUCUUCAAAACGUCUCAGACACACGACACUGUGGAGGUGAAGGCUGUCAUGGUCUCAAACACUAAGUACAGUGUCCAGGCAUUGCAGAAAUAUUUGUCGCAGCUUGACCCAAAGUUCUACUGGUGGGACUCCAUCACCUGCCCAGGCCUCCGGGCUCACCAGAUCUACUGUCUGCAGGCUUCCGUGGAAAAUGGAACUCUGGAUCUUGCUGACCCAGAGCCUCCUAGCGGACUGGAGUAUGAAGACACCCUGGACAGCAACAGGAUCUACCCGUCGUUCCACCUGAAUGUCAAGAGACACCCGGAUAGUGGAUGGGUGCAGCUGAACCUGCAGCUGUAUCCAGAGACGGAGGACAGUAACGUUGUCUGCAGCUGUAAAAGGCGUUUAAUAUAUGGUGGAGCUGAAGCUGGACCUAGUGACAGUGAAGAUGUCAGAAAACACUUCUUCUUCAUAAAAGAGAACGUCAGCACUGACUGGAUAAACCUGGCUCACUUCCUGGGCUUCACAAGACCGGCCAUUGAUGCAAUUCAGUACAAGCCAGCCAACCGUGAUGCCAAGGACUGCUGCAUGGACAUGUUGGAGCAGUGGAGGACACAGAGAGGCGCCGCCGCCACCUUACAGGUACUUCUGCAGGCUCUGACUGAGGCAGGGCUACAGGACACUGUGGAUCAGCUCAACACCAUGUAGAUACAGGCUCUGACUGAGGCAGGGCUACAGGACACUGUGGAUCAGCUCAACACCAUGUAGAUACAGGCUCUGACUGAGGCAGGGCUACAGGACACUGUGGAUCAGCUCAACACCAUGUAGAUACAUAAUGUAACCUUGGGCUUUACAUUUGAUCAGAGGAUUGGACAUACCAGAAGCUAGAUCUAAAGACUAAUAGAAGCUAGUACCAGUAACUCAUUUUUACCUGACUGAAGUGAAGACUUUGGUACAAAGUGCCUUAU
Molecule: messenger RNA, 4077 nt
Organism: Branchiostoma belcheri (Belcher's lancelet)
Lineage: Eukaryota; Metazoa; Chordata; Leptocardii; Amphioxiformes; Branchiostomatidae
Exons: 21
Coding region: 170-3817 (1215 amino acids)
Biological process (GO): signal transduction
Molecular function (GO): protein binding
Source: RefSeq, a predicted model, not a curated record